Erpetoichthys calabaricus (reedfish) is the source of this 2012-nucleotide messenger RNA. It is a transcript of the gene slc25a33, whose product is annotated as solute carrier family 25 member 33. The record is from RefSeq and is a predicted model, not a curated record. Gene Ontology annotation, biological process: pyrimidine nucleotide import into mitochondrion. NCBI's taxonomy places the organism in Eukaryota, Metazoa, Chordata, Cladistia, Polypteriformes, Polypteridae. Gene Ontology annotation, cellular component: mitochondrion. Gene Ontology annotation, molecular function: pyrimidine nucleotide transmembrane transporter activity. The transcript has 7 exons. The coding region runs from base 164 to 1138 and encodes 324 amino acids.
GUCAUAAGCUGCUGAUAGGGCCGACAGAAAGGAGCAGAGCACAGUGAGCACACGAGCUUGGUAUAGGGCAAGCCGGUUAGGACUGACAUUACCGGCAUAUUAGGUUCGGCGGAGAAUUCGCAAACGGAAAGAAAAAGAAUGGGUGUUGCUUUUUUCGUUUUGAAUGCGUUGUGAUGCUACCGUGAAGAUGCCUCAGAACCAGACCUUUUUACACCUACUUGCCGGGGGAUGUGGCGGUACAGUGGGUGCAAUUGUCACAUGUCCUCUUGAAGUGAUCAAGACCCGGCUUCAGUCCUCCGGUAUUUCCCUGAGACCCUUGUACCUGUCACAGAUACAGCUGGGAACACUAAAUGGCACUGGGGUGGUGCGACCAACAUCUGUAGCACCUGGGCUGUUACAGGUAUUGAGGUCAAUUUUGGAAAAGGAGGGUCCAAGAUCACUUUUUCGAGGCCUGGGUCCAAAUCUUGUUGGUGUUGCUCCUUCAAGAGCCAUAUACUUUGCUGCAUACUCCAAAUCCAAAGAGAAGUUCAAUGGCAUCUUUGUACCAGACAGCAGUUUGGUUCACAUGUGUUCAGCAGGCUUUGCCGCAUUUGUUACAAAUUCAUUAAUGAACCCCGUAUGGAUGGUCAAAACACGUAUGCAACUGGAAAGAAGAGUGAGAGGAGUAAAGCAGAUGAACGCAAUCCAGUGUGCGAAGUAUGUAUAUCAGUCAGAAGGAAUCCGUGGAUUUUACAGAGGACUCACUGCUUCAUAUGCUGGAAUUUCAGAGACUAUCAUCUGUUUUGUUAUUUAUGAAACUUUGAAGAAGCAAAUGGCAAAUAUAAGACUCUCCUCACCAGCCAGAAAAGGAUCCGAUAAAGGUGCCUCUGAUUUUUUUGGGCUUAUGAUUGCAGCAGCAUUUUCAAAAGGGUGUGCAUCCUGUAUUGCAUAUCCACAUGAGGUAAUCCGGACCCGUCUUCGUGAAGAAGGAAGCAAGUACAAAUAUUUCUUCCAGACAGCUCGACUUGUGGCAGUGGAAGAAGGCUAUUUGGCAUUUUACAGAGGACUUUUGGCUCAACUAAUUCGACAAAUCCCAAACACGGCUAUCGUGUUGUCCACAUAUGAGCUUAUAGUAUAUUUUCUAGGAAGUAAAUUCUAGAAAUAAGGAAAGACUUGGAGCACUGGACUUUUUUUAUUAUUAUUUUUAUUUAAUUUUUAUUUUAUAACUUAGCAUCGUUGUAAUUCAUGUUGUACUUUAACAACAUCAGGUAGUGGAGCAGUUGAAUUGGAAGAGGUUGCAUAUAUAUUUAAUAUAUAUGUAUAUAUUUAUAAAACUGUAAAAAGUUAAACUAAACAAUGUUAGAUACAUUUAUUUCCUCUUAACCUUUUUCCCCAAGGAGAAAAGGGAAGUAUCAGCACUGUCUUGCUAAAAAGAAAUCAAAGUUAAUUGACAUAAGUAGACCUUGUACUGUAAUUUACCUAAAAUGUGUUUUAACAUUGUUAGAGCAUCAAUGACACUCGCGGUUUGUCUCUGCUGUAACUCGCUGCUAGCAAGCAGUCAAGCUGUUAAGGUUUAGGCUCCCUUGCACGUUUGUGUUAGGAGAAUGCAGAAUUUUCUCAAAACACGCCAUGUGGAUUUUUGUUUGAGUAACUGCAUUGCGUAUUGUCGGUUAAUGUUUUAGAUUUUGAGUUUUAGUGAAUACAGCACUGUAGUAUUCACCGGAAUUGAAGAGGCAUGUUGCAUUGAUUUGUCUGAAGAGAUCGAACUGAUGCAUGUUACAUUAAAAGAAGAAAAAAAUAUUUAGGAUUAAGGUAUUUUUUGCUUGUUUCAUAAACUAAGCGUUGAGCGCAACCAGAGUGUUCUGAAAAUUGAGAAUACCCUUGUUGAUGAAUGUCUGUAUAAAACUUGUGGAAGGCCAAAGAAAUUCAAGUUGAGUAAUAAAACUAUUCUGGCUGCUGUCUAGGAAGUUCACCUUUUUUUCAGAUCUUUUCAGUUUGGAUAGUGGCUGAAUAAACUCAAAUUAAUUUCUUAA